AAGUGCAUUUGAGGGUGAUGUUAAGACUCCAGUAUUGGUUUGUCUUUCUGGAACACAUAAGGUGGAAAUAGUUGGUAUUUAGAUGCUAGAGUCUCCACAACAUUUUUGCAAAUGGGUCUGCAUCAAUUCAAAAUGUGUCAAAGCUGAUUUAGGAUUUGUAUUGGACUUCCUAUGCUAAACCACCAAAUUACAAGUAGAAGAAAAGAAAAUUUGCAAACAUGGAUGCUUUUGAAGAAUCAAAGAAUGAUAUCAAUAUCUGGAAUUUUUUUUCGCAAUCUUCUACAACCAUUUUCCUACAUGAGUUUUCUGCUUCUUCACACAUAAUUUUGUUAUUAUUUUUAUCCAUUUCACGGGCUUACAAGAAAUGCACGAUGCCUACCUUUGAAGAUUCAAAGCGAAUGUUGAAGCAUACAUACAUUUUAAACCAUGAGUCAUCCCUUAUAUCUUGCAUGGGUCUAUCUUUUUGUGACCUUCUCCUAUGUGUGUUAAACUACCUCUCUGGGUAUAGACAUGGUUGGUCUGAUCUAAAGGUCCGGUAUGCCCCACACCUUCCUCUUGUCUUGCGAGAUCACAUAUGCACUUUCCUCGGAGGGAUGAAGAUUGGCAUUGUUGGGCGAACAGAAAGUGGUAAAUCAACUCUCGUAGAAGUCCUCUUCCGCAUGCUUAAACCUACGAAUGGUCAGAUUUUGAUAGAUGGCAUUGACAUCUCCAAGGUCGGCCUUCAUGACUUGCGGUCAAGAUUGAGCAUCAUACCACAGGACCCAAUAAUGUUUGAGGGGACUCUAAGAAGCAAUCUGGACCCACUUGAAGAGUACACUGACGAACAGAUCUGGGAGGCUUUGGAUAGAUGCCAACUCGGUGAUGAAGUUAGAAAGAAGGAAGGGAAGCUUGAUUCUGCAGUGACUGAGAAUGGAGAGAAUUGGAGCAUGGGUCAAAGACAGCUAAUCUGUUUAGGACGUGUAGUACUGAAGAGAAGUAAAGUGUUAGUACUUGAUGAAGCUACUGCAUCAGUUGACACUGCGACUGACUAUCUAAUUCAGCAAACACUGAAACAACAUUUCUCUGGGUCUACUGUUAUCACAAUCGCACAUAGGAUAACAUCAAUUCUUAACAUUGAUAAGGUCCUCCUUCUCGAUAAUGGCCUUGCAUUGGAAUAUGAUUCUCGAACAAAUUUGUUAGAGAACAAAUCUUCAUCAUUUGCAAAGCUUGUUAAAGAGUAUGCUCAAAGAUGUAGUUCUUAGUUUUUGAAAGGCUAAAUAAAAGAGUUUUAAAUGUUCAAACAUGGACAGGUG
Molecule: messenger RNA, 1292 nt
Organism: Telopea speciosissima
Lineage: Eukaryota; Viridiplantae; Streptophyta; Magnoliopsida; Proteales; Proteaceae
Product: ABC transporter C family member 3-like
Exons: 6
Coding region: 219-1241 (340 amino acids)
Biological process (GO): transmembrane transport
Cellular component (GO): vacuolar membrane; plant-type vacuole
Molecular function (GO): ATPase-coupled transmembrane transporter activity; ATP hydrolysis activity; ATP binding
Source: RefSeq, a predicted model, not a curated record